Ailuropoda melanoleuca (giant panda) is the source of this 1652-nucleotide messenger RNA. It is a transcript of the gene SMIM7, whose product is annotated as small integral membrane protein 7. The transcript is spliced from 4 exons. The record is from RefSeq and is a predicted model, not a curated record. The coding region runs from base 289 to 546 and encodes 85 amino acids. Lineage: Eukaryota; Metazoa; Chordata; Mammalia; Carnivora; Ursidae.
GGCUCCACCCAGGGGACCCGUAGCCCCGCCUCUCGAGCGUGAGCCCGCCCGCGCCGUAGGCCACGCCCUUAAGCCCCAGCCCUCCCUCUGGCCACGCCUCCAGCCUUGUCCAUCCUCUUGUGACCCUUCGCUCCACGGUGGCUGGAAAUAGCAGCUCCCGUUUCCCGAGGAUCUCUCUUCUCGCAUCCCGGAGAGCCCUCAACUCCUCCCCAAACUUCUUAGCCCUAUUCUGUACCCACGGACCAACCUCUCCACCUUGGUGGCUGCAGGCCUGUGAUUGGCAGGUAGAUGAUGGCCCAGAAAGGGGCAUUGAAACACCCGAGGUCACACAGCAACCCAGCUGCAGGGCUAGAGCCGAAAUGGACAUUGUCUGUUCCUCUUUGUAGGAAAAAGAAGGACACACAGGUCUUUGGGGAGGAGUCGAGGGAGCCCAGCACAGGUGACAACAUCCGGGAGUUCUUACUGAGCCUCAGAUACUUCCGGAUCUUCAUCGCCCUGUGGAAUGUCUUCAUGAUGUUCUGCAUGAUCGUGCUGUUUGGCUCCUGAGCCCCAGAUAGUCACCUUCCUGGGAACCAGGAACGAGGAAACACCUUCCCAGAUGCCGAGUCUCCCUUUCUCCAUUCGUGACGACUUCAAGAAUGGUUUUGACUGGAAAACCAGCGACCUUCCCAGAAAGCCCAAGUUCGUGGUGGGUGGAAAAAAUGUUCACCAAGCUGCACACGGCUUCCCAGCCACGUCAUUGUUUUCUUCUCAAAGAUAUUUUCACUUUGGUCUCUUCGUUGAAAUACUGUCUACUUAAGGAGUUUUAGGAGGGUUUAUGGAAGGGAAUGUGAUAACAUUGCAUUCUCCAGGUAAAAGAACGUCGUCUAGAUUGUUUUUUUAGGUUGGAAUUCCUCUUCUAGCAAGCUUCUACUAGAAACUCAUUUCUGGAUAUUUCUUGGUUUAUUUUUAAUAACCAUUCUUUUUGGUUCAAAUUAUACAGAAUUUUCAAAAUAAUUUUUAUCUGGGGAUCUGAAACAGAAAGGUUGGCUUUCAAGAUUCAUGCAGCCUCUUUAUUGGACUGUGUUGAGGAAUAACAAGCAAGUUCAUUGUUUCUGGGCCUGUGUCCAAAUUCCUUUCCUGUCUCGAUGGGCUGUGCUUGGCCACUGAGUGCCUCUGAGGUCAUCCCCAGGACUUUAAGGGUGAAGCAUUACUGCUUCCCGUGGAAGAGAGGUACAGAACAGUUGGCAGGGGCAGAUAUGGGUGUUAUGAGAAAUUUUGCUCUGCCUUGCAGCCCUCUGUGAAAGUAACCCUUGGGGCCAUUAAAUGUAGAGUUUCAACAAUGAGAGUGACUUAUGUGGUGAUACUGGGACCCUAGUUCUGAAAGUUUGGAAUUUGAGUCUUCUUUUCAAGUGAGUGAUUCCAAGGUUGAAAAGCAGUGAGCCUCAUUUGAGGAAAUAACAGCAUUUUGCACAGAACCUCCUUGGAAAGGCAGGUCCUUUAUCGCCAAAAUGCAAUGCCAGUGGUCAACACCUAGAUCCUACAGGUGUUUUGACUUGUUUGUGUGGGUUUUGAAUUCCUGAUUUGCUGGUAAACUGGUGGGAGGAAAAAGUAAAUAUGCAGACUUUUCAGAACUAAGAAGUACUGAAAAUAAAGCUUAUUUCUAAAAAGGA